AUGUUAACCAAAAGAAUAAGGAAAAGAAAAAAAGACAAACCGAAGACACUAAAGCCAAUUUCUAAUGCCCAAAUGAAAUUCUUGCAGCAACAUUUUUCAUUGAAAGCCAAAUGCAAAAAAGUAGACCGUAGUAGUGUAUCAAUUGUAUUGGAUGGGGCUUUGUUGAAGAAGCAGGUUGAGAUUAAGAACUUAAUUGAUCAAUUGACAGACAUAGAUAUCACAUACAAAGUCGACAAAGAUUUAUUUGAGGAAACGAAGGGCGAAAUUUCAAAGUAUUUGCAAUCACUUGAUUCCAUUCAAGCAGCAUUUGUAUUCUGGAAAGACAAUCAAACCAAUGAAGCGACCUGUCGUGUUGCGUUGUUGAAAAACUCACAGAACACUAACGAUAUCACACAGAACACUGAUGAUGAUAUCAAAGUUAGGAAUUACCACAAUGAGAUUAAGUUAGAAAUUGAAAAGAUUAUGAAAGGUUACAAAAAAACAAUCUCAGUACAAGCAACACAAACAAAGAACUUGAACUUGAAAGAUUUUACCAAAGAUAUCAAAGGAGUAGUGGCAUUUAUCAAAAAUAAUUCUGUCAUGAUCAAAGGUAUCCAUCAAGACGACGUUGACGUGGUUUACGAAAAUAUUAAUGCUGCUCUUGCAAAUUCUCAAACUCGUUCUCGACAAAUCUAUUUCGACAAUAUGAUUGAGAAGAAGGUAGCAGAAAAUGCACUUGAAAGCGCAGCCAAACAAAAGGGUUUGAAGAUGAUCAAGUCUCAAGGCCUUUCUGUUAGGUUGAAUGGAAAAGUUCAAGAUUUAGAUGAAUUUGUCAAGAAACACGUCAGCACUAUUCUUUUGGAUGCUCGUAGAAAAAUUGUGUACGACUUUCUUCCAAUAUCUCAUCAUGAAUACAAAUAUUGGACUAAAACAUUUAAGGAGCUAGCAGCUGAAGCACAAAAGUAUAAUACUGAAAUUGUGUAUGUCGAAAAUUUCACAUAUCAAAUUGAGAAGAUCAAAAAUUGUCUCAUUUACAUUUCAAAUGUUGACAUUUUAGAUAAGAGACUCAAUGUCGACAUUUUAGUGAACAGUGCAAAUGAUCAGCUGCAACACGAUGCAGGAGUAGCAAAAGCAAUUAAAGACGCAGCUGGAAAAGGAUUUGAUGAAGAGUGUAAAAGAAAGUUACAGCAAAAUGGAGGAUCUUUCAAAACGGGAGACGUGAUCGAGACUCGUGCUCAUAACAUUUCUCAUGUGAUUGGAAUCUAUAACGCAAUUCCUCCCGGGUGUUCAAGAAGUCUACAAGAUGAAUGUGACUUAAAAAUGACUGUUCUCAACAUUUUGAAGAUUGCAGAGAACAAGAAUAUUGCGUCUAUUGCCAUACCUCCACUUGCGAUGGGCAUAUUUGGUUAUCCAAUCCCACAAGCGACAAAAAUUAUUGCUGAAGCCAUUUGCGAACACCUUAUCAAUACACCUAAUAGCUCGAUCAGAGAGAUUCAUCUUGCAAAUAAGGAAGAAAAAUCAGAAAUAUCCGAAGCGUAUUCAAAUGUCUUUUCUCAACUCAAUGGCAAUUCAACAACCGUUUAUCAAAACUUUUCACAAGACGAUUACGAAGUUGAAGAAAACAUUUCUUACGAAUACUCCGGAGUUUUUAGAUAUUUUGAUGACAUCUCAAAGUCAUACUUGGAUUACUCCCCAAAUGAAAACAGAAAACUAUGUGAGAAGUUUUUGGAAGAUCCAAAAGGAAGUUUUGUUUUUGAAGCUGAACAGAAGAAAAAGUAUUUGAUCGAUUUUGCAAACAUGAAACAGACAAAUCUUGACACCAAUUUCACACGAAAGAUUAUACAAGUGCCUCAUGGAAGCAGCCAGUUUAUUGAUGCCCUCUGGUUUUACAAAGACGACAACAAUGAGUAUAGUCUAUACCGAGAAAAUCAAUGUAGAGCUAUUGAAGCCGCUUACAAAGAGGGCUUGACUCAAGUGAAUAUUCCAAUGACCAACUCAAAGUACACCAAUGAGGACAUUGUAUAUGUUGUGAAGUUUCAAAAUGGCACUUUUACACAAGUCAACUCAAAGACCAACUAUCAAAGAAUGGUCCAAAGAAUGCCUGUUCUUCGUAUUGUUGAAUGCACAAUAGACACUGACAUUUGUAAAAAAGGUGAUUUGCUAUAUGUUUAUGACGAGAAUCAGAAUGGAGUAUUGUAUUGUGCUUGUGAGGCAAAGCAUUUCCAAAUUCAAGAAAGCAAUGUAAAGCCGGUUGGUAUCACUAAAAUGGAAAAGAAGACAAUAGUGCCAAAGCAAAAGAUUUACAUGUUCAAAGUUAUAUCACUCGAUACAGACAAGGACAUAUUCAAAACAUAUUACAAGCAAAUGAUUCAAGACUCAUCACGAACUCGUACUUGUACUCUUCCAAUCAGCUGUACAAAAGGAAUAGUUGACUCUUUUAUGGAAAGUCACAAGAAAUUCAAAUCACUUCCACCCUAUUUGCUUGAAGUUGACACUACCAAAAUGCCAAUUGUAGUCAAAGGAUUCAAAUAUUCUGUUGACAAAUUCUGUAAGAAGAUUGUAUACGAGAUUGCAAACUCUCCUUCUUUAGCACAAUCCGUGGUUUAUCCUUCCAACUGGACACCUCAACAGAACAAUCUUGAAAUUGUUAAGGUUCUUGACAAUUCUGAUGAAUACUUAAAAAUUGUCAACAGAUUUAAAGAAACCAUGCCAAAUUCUACAAUUGUCUCCAUUGAGAGAAUUCAAAACAAAUUCCUCUAUCAAGCGUUCAAAAACGAAUGGGAUCGAUUGGAAAGCAUCAAAAAGGAACUGAAAGGCUCCUGGUCUUGUGAUCCUGUACAACUCUUCCAUGGAACAAGAGGUACCAAUCCAGUUCUAAUUUACAAUGGACAAGAUGGAUUCGAUAUGCGUUUUUCAGCUUCAGGAAUGUGGGGACAGGGAAUUUACUUUGCUAAAAAAGCGAGCUAUUCCAACGGCUAUGGAUUUACGAAUGAAAAUAACACCAAAAAGAUGUUUCUUGCUGACGUUUUGCUCGGUGAUUACAUUGAAAUUCGUUCAGAUAAUUCCUUACGUUUGCCACCUGAAAAACCUGGUAUUUCCACAUCUGUCUUUGCAACCGUUCGAUAUGAUAGUGUUAAAGGUUUCACUGGUGAUUCUGAUGUAUACAUUGUAUACCAAAAUUCCAAGGCUUAUCCGUCAUACCUGAUUACUUACAGACCUUAA
Molecule: messenger RNA, 3201 nt
Organism: Naegleria fowleri
Lineage: Eukaryota; Heterolobosea; Eutetramitea; Acrasida; Naegleriidae
Exons: 1
Coding region: 1-3201 (1066 amino acids)
Molecular function (GO): NAD+ poly-ADP-ribosyltransferase activity
Source: RefSeq, a predicted model, not a curated record